CAGGCCGGCUCGGACGCGGAGCUCCUGGCGGGGGAGCUGCGCGCCGCCCGGGAGUUGGGGCUCACGGGGCUCGAGGAGGCAGAGGAGCGGCUGAGGCAGCUGGAGGAGGCCGCCGAGCGGGCCGCGGCGGCCGCCGAGGCCGAGGCGCGGCUCCAGGAGCUGCUGUCGGGCGGCGAGGAGCCCUCGCAGAGCUCGGUGCGAGACGCGGCCGCGAGCCUCGCGCCCACCAGCGCGCUGCGCGCGCUGGCGGACGCCACGUGCGAGGCGAUGGACGCCCGCUGCGAAGUCGCCGCGUCGGCGGCGGAGGCCGCAGGGGCCGCAGGCGCCGCCGGCGCGGGCGGCUCCCGCCUGCAGGCGGCCCUGGCCGAGGCCAGCAGCGCCUCCGCGCGGCUGGCCGAGGCGCUCCAGUGCGCAGGCGCCCAAGGGGGCGCGGCCGCGGAGGGCGUGGCCGACUCGCUGCGAGAGGCUCGCGCCCACGGGGAAGCCACCCUGGCGGGCGCCGUGGCCGACCGCGCGCUGGCCGAAGCCCUCGCGGGCCCGCCGUGGGGCCAGGGAGCCGACGCGCUCCUGGAGGCGACGAAUGAGGACUUGCAGGCGCUGCAGGACAUCGCCGGCUUCGCGACCAGCGAGGGCCGCGCCCGCAUAGCCCCUGCCCUCGACGCUGCCCUGGAGGCUGGCGACUGCGUCGUGGGCCUGAGAGAGGCCAUGCAGGGCUCCGAUCGGGCGUCCCUGGAGGACCGCGUCGCCCAGGCGGAGCGGCUCGGACUCCUGGCCGGCGGCUGCCACCGGGACCUGGUGGAGGAGCGCCUGGCGGAGCUGCGGGGGCCCGCCGAGGCGGCGGCCCCGGGCGCCGCAGCGCCGCCGCCGCGGCAGGGAGGUGCAGUCUCUGGGACCAGCACCGACCUGUCUGCGGAGCGCAAGUGGGGCGAAUUCGUGGACGACAACUCCAACCUCAUCUUCAUCGACCUGGAGCUCACCUCUGGAUUCUACGAGUUUGACCGCAGGCCCAAAAUCCUGGAAGCCGCCGUGCUAAUAACGGACCAGGACCUCCAGGAGUUGGGCCGCGGUUGUUGGGUCGUGGGUGGCUUCACUAAAGAGGAGCUCAUGAGUCUGGGUGAGUUCCACCAGGCGCACUUCCGAGACAAGCUGCCUGGCGGUCCGUUCCCCAGGCUCUCGGGCAACCACUCUGGAGGAAAUGGACUUUUCGCGGACGUGCUCAACUCUAGUACAACCCUGAGAGAGGUCGAGGAAGCCGCGUUGAAUUUGAUCCGCAAGCAUUGCCCCAAAGGCGCCUGCCCACUGGUGGGUUAUUCGGUGCAAUGCGACAGGGAGGUGCUGAAAGCGGAAAUGCCGCAGGUAUAUCAGCAUCUCAGCCAUAGGAUUGUUGACGUAUCUUCAUUCUUCCACAUGGCGAGGCACUGGGUCCCAGAGAGGAUGCGGCAGUGGGAGGGCAGGGUGAGCCGAUACAACCAUCGAGCCCUGAACGACGUCGAGGAUUCGGUGGAGGCCUUGCGCUUCGUCCGCCAACACCUCUUCCAGAAGGGGGCGCGUGGGCGGGGCUUCGGUGGAUCCCACUCCGCAGGCGCGGCUUUGGGCACGCCUGUGCGCGCGGAGGUGGCGCAGGGAACUUAGUUUGCGGCGGUCGACAAAAAGUGCACGUGCGCGCGAGCAUGCGAGCUGGCGCACCAUGGUGCUAACGGUUCAGUGCAUGGUGCCUGGCCGCUCAGCAGCAAGGUCGCAGCAAAGUGGUCAUUUGCGCAUGGAUGAUGCUCGAAUGUUCAGUUAGUCCUCGCUGAAACAACCCUCCCAGGCUCUUCCUGAUGCGCUUCCGUUUGAAUUCCCCAGUGGUUUCGCAACGACAGAAAACGAAGCUGGCUUCCUCGCAUCGAUACAUUCGGGAGACCCGCGUAUCCAGAGGCAUUGUUCCACCCAGCGUCUUCAAC
Molecule: messenger RNA, 1943 nt
Organism: Prorocentrum cordatum
Lineage: Eukaryota; Dinophyceae; Prorocentrales; Prorocentraceae
Source: the annotation of a GenBank genome assembly